Molecule: messenger RNA, 2016 nt
Organism: Trypanosoma rangeli
Lineage: Eukaryota; Euglenozoa; Kinetoplastea; Trypanosomatida; Trypanosomatidae
Exons: 1
Coding region: 1-2016 (671 amino acids)
Source: RefSeq, a predicted model, not a curated record
AUGGCUUUUGCCGGUUAUGACAUGGAAACGGCAGAGAUUCUUCUGAAAGAUUUGUUGGGUGUGUCCUAUCGUCUACAGCCGACGUGGAAGAUAUGUGGAAGAAGUAAUGAAAUUAUACAGAGUGGGAAUGACGAUGAUGAUGUGGUGGAGGAGUUUACCGAGUCUGAGUGCAGUGCUAGCUACGUGAGCAGUGCCAGCAUAUACACAUGCAGUGAGGACGGGGACGGUGUGCCCAUUGAGGACGGCGUUCCGAAGGAGAUUGUCAAGGCAGGAGGGACGGAGUGUGACCGUAACGCAUCGUGUGUGCAUGACUUGGGCAGUACUGUGCCACCCGUACACGGCACCCUGCUUAUGUUGAGAGAAAUUUACACCGGUGACAAGGCGAAUUUGCCAAUUGUUUCCCCAUGUACUGAAAUCGCUGUUGGGGAUUUGGAGAGCCUUCACACUGUGAUUGUUCUAGGUUACAGUGAGAACGGAGAUGUGCUCUUGCUACCUAUGCCGAGGGUGGUUUCAGAAGGGGGUGUCUGCAUGUACCGUUGCCUGCCGGCACUACAGCUUUCCUUGAUGAAGCUUUACGAGUACUACGACUGCCUUAGAAAGGCAGAUGGCGACGCAAACAGAGACACCCCUUCCUUCAAACUACCGCUUAGAGAAGAUGCUAUGACUUGCCCUCACUUGGAGCAGACCCCGCUACGCCAGGUUUAUAAUGUCUCUACAGACAGAGUCUACUAUUUGUCUGCGUGGAAAGCUUAUGUGCAGUUUGUAGGUGCGGCAUGGGGAGUGCCGUGGUUGAGGGUGUUUUCCGUGGAAGUUGCGACCGGUAACACUGGCCCAGCCUGCGGGGAGGAGGCUAACGCGUUUUCGUGUAUUAAGCCCCUCUGCUCUUGCCAUGGCGAGCGCCAGCUGUGUGAGCUGUAUGGGCUCUGCGAGUGGGUGCAAACGACACAGACGCCAGACGCUGUCACUGCCCCUGUUUUACCUAUUGCAGACGCGGUGGGAGAGGAGAAUUGGAAAAGUUUCUGGCAGCAUAUUCAAUGGGUUAGCGAAGCCUCUCUCCAGUUUACUUCCGGCGGUGACUCACUUGCUUCACCACCACUACCUUUCACCCCCCGCAAGUGGCAACGUGUUUCGGAGGUUAACCCAACGGAUGGUGGCGCAGUUUCACGUGAGCCUUCACUCCUGCCUCAUGGCAGCAAACAAAAUUGCACUGCGGCCUCUGACGUUGCCACAAAUUACGACGUCACUGCAGGUACUCUCGAACCGUUCGGCGUAUUACAUGGUGACCACCUCGUGGGGAUGAGCGGGACGUCUUUCGAGGGACGGGUGGCGACGGUACUUGGUGUUCAUAUGGGCCGCCUUCUCCUGCGGCUGGAUGGAGAUCAAGAGGAGACCGUGCUGAGCGGCGUUGAAGGAAAAGACAAGCUUAUGUCUCUGUUCGCUAAGAUAUCUGCCCCAAAGCUUGAUGAUCAAGUAAAGAGGGAGAUUCACUCACCAGAUACCGAUAAAUCAACUUCCUUACCACCAGUGCAGUGCGACGGUAAAUUUGAGGGUAUUUCUAACUUUGAUCGCAGCUUUGCUGGUUCCGAUGCAGGUGAUGGCGACAAGCAUCCGUUUGUAUUGUUGGAGGAGGAAGCGGCGCAAGCGGCAUCGGAGGGGCGAUGGGGAGGCAAUGAAUCAACCAUGUCAGACGGGGAGAUUGCUCCGCAGUCAUUAUUUUUGACUUCUUUUUUGAAGGCUGUGGCGUACUGGAAAAUGCAGCUGUUCUCUGAGGAGGAUCAGCGGCAACAACCCCUUGCGUUUGUUGAAUACUACGGGACGGAUUCGCAACGACGCAUGCUGGAGGCUGUUGACCUCCUGCAAAGACACAAGAGUUUUUUUGCUAGCAAUACUACUGAUUGCAGUGCCGAUGCACACGUGUGCCUAAGCGCCUCUCAGCAUGCGGGAGAAGGACGGCCUAUGCGAGUGCACCGCAUCGUUCAGCUGUUGGUUGAAAACGAAACUGGUGAAUGUCGGUGA